Fusarium mangiferae is the source of this 633-nucleotide messenger RNA. RefSeq lists its product as uncharacterized. The record is from RefSeq and is a predicted model, not a curated record. The transcript is spliced from 2 exons. Lineage: Eukaryota; Fungi; Ascomycota; Sordariomycetes; Hypocreales; Nectriaceae. Bases 1 to 633 code for a protein of 210 amino acids.
AUGAGAUGCAACUUGCCUCCGCACAGAGAGCCUCUGGCCUUUAGAUCCUACGACGAAUAUGAGGUCCAUUACAACAAGUCCCAUACUAAUAGGUGUCUUGAAUGCCACAAGAACUUCCCAAGCGAACAUCUGCUCAACGUCCACAUUGAAGAAUACCACGACCCUUUAGUCAUUGUGAAGCGGGAACAAGGCCAGCAUACUUACUCGUGCUUUGUCGAGGGAUGUGAGCGUAAGUGCAUGACACAUCAGAAGAGGCGUAUGCAUCUCAUCGACAAGCACAUGUAUCCAAAGAACUUCUUCUUCGCCGUCACCAGAGACGGUAUUGACGGUAGGCGGUCCCUGCUAAAUGAUGGCAGCCAUCAUCGCCGCCGAUCAUCGACCAACUCGCAGGCUAUCAAGAACUCUCGACGUCGCGCCAGUCUCAUGGAGGGCGAGAUUGUCUCAUCACAGCUGGAGGAAAAAUCAAAAGAGGCACCAAAGUCACCAGCGGUGAAGAACGAGGAAAACAAGCAGGAAAAGCACAAGCCGGCCGACACAGAAAUGGCAGAUCUUACAGGUGCCAUGUCGUCACUAUCAUUUGUCCCGCCGAGUGUCCGGUUUGGACGUGGAAGAGCUGGCUUUUCCAAAAGAUGA